AUGGAGGAGACGGAGCAGAGCCCCCGCCACGAGCCCGAGCCCGAGCCCGAGCCGCCGGCGCAGCCCGAGGAGCCGGCGCGGCGCCGGGCCCUGGUGCUGCCGGCGCCGGGCAACCCCGCGCUGCCGCCCCGCAUCACCAACUUCUUCAUCGACAACAUCCUGCGGCCCGAGUUCGGGCGCAGGAAGGACGGCGCGGAGCCGCGGCUGGCGGCCGGCACGGAGCUCCGCCGCAGCCCGUCCGCCGCGCCGCCGGCCGGGGGGCAGCUGCCCGGCGCGGGGGGCGGCUCGCCGGCGCACGGCGAGGGCGGCUCCAAAGCCCUGGCGCUGCACGGCGGGGCCAAGAAGGGAGGCGACUCCGGGGCGCUGGACGCCGCGCUGAAGCCCCGCGGCGCGAGCGGCGCCGACCUGUCCGUCAGCUCGGACUCGGACAGCUCCCAGGCCGGCGCCAACCCGCCCGGCCAGCCCAUGCUCUGGCCCGCCUGGGUCUACUGCACCCGCUACUCCGACCGGCCCUCCUCAGGGCCCAGGUCGCGCAAACCAAAGAAGAAGAACCCCAACAAAGAGGACAAGCGGCCCCGCACCGCCUUCACGGCCGAGCAGCUGCAGAGACUCAAAGCCGAGUUCCAGACCAACAGAUACUUGACGGAGCAGCGGCGGCAGAGCCUGGCCCAGGAACUCAGCCUCAACGAGUCCCAGAUCAAGAUCUGGUUUCAGAACAAGCGGGCCAAGAUCAAGAAGGCCACGGGCAGCAAGAACACGCUGGCGGUGCACCUGAUGGCGCAGGGACUCUACAACCACUCCACCACGGCGAAAGACGGCAAGUCCGACAGCGAGUAGGGCCGGGCGGGGCGGGCGCUGGGCGGCCGAGCUCAUCCCAUGCAAUAAUUUAAAGAGAGAAUAAAGCAGGACAAACAACCCGUGUGUACAGACGAGACCAGCAUCCGUAGCGGAGGGGCGCGGGGCUCGCAGAGCCCUGCGGUAGCCUGUGUAGAGGAGUCACAGGUAAGGGGCUGCUCCAAAUCCCACAGAUCUGACUACAACGUUAUUAUUAUUUUGCGGGAUUUCCUCCCCCCCUCCCCCCGGUGGGUUUCGGGUGGCUGCAGCUGGAGACGCUGUCUCGAUGGGGGGUUUUUUGGUUGUUUUUUUUUUUUUUUAAACUGCUUAAGUGACAUUUUUUUUAUAGACUUAAGCGCUGUUUUCAUGGACCUUGGACGCUGUUUUUUGGAAAUUAAAAAAAAAAAAAGGAAAAAAAGAACAACUUUUGCUGAAGUCCAAAGAUUUUUAUUGCUGCAUUUCACACGACUGUGAACCGAAUAAAUAGUUCUCCUAUUUGUUCUCUCUCUAUUUUUUUUAAUUAUUAUUAUUCUAAUUAUUUUAUGUUGUGAGUGCGUGCGUG
Molecule: messenger RNA, 1396 nt
Organism: Alligator mississippiensis (American alligator)
Lineage: Eukaryota; Metazoa; Chordata; Crocodylia; Alligatoridae
Gene: EN2
Product: engrailed homeobox 2
Exons: 2
Coding region: 1-837 (278 amino acids)
Biological process (GO): neuron differentiation; regulation of transcription by RNA polymerase II; multicellular organism development
Cellular component (GO): nucleus
Molecular function (GO): DNA-binding transcription factor activity, RNA polymerase II-specific; RNA polymerase II cis-regulatory region sequence-specific DNA binding
Source: RefSeq, a predicted model, not a curated record